Molecule: messenger RNA, 2193 nt
Organism: Poecilia latipinna (sailfin molly)
Lineage: Eukaryota; Metazoa; Chordata; Actinopteri; Cyprinodontiformes; Poeciliidae
Product: solute carrier family 22 member 4-like
Exons: 10
Coding region: 72-1793 (573 amino acids)
Biological process (GO): transmembrane transport
Cellular component (GO): membrane
Molecular function (GO): transmembrane transporter activity
Source: RefSeq, a predicted model, not a curated record
GAUUUUAGCUGAAACAGAACAGCUUCAGAGAAACCCGGACUUCAUUCAUUCCGCUGUUUCCCAACUCCAACAUGCUACCGGAGUCUUCCGCCGCCAACAAAGCCACUGCUUACGAGGCGGCGACCGCCUUCCUGGGAGAAUGGGGACCUUUCCAGCGGCGGGUCUUUUUCCUCCUCAGCCUGAGCGUCGUCCCCAUUGGACUCACCGCCUUCUCCAUCGUGUUUCUGGCCGACACGCCGGAUCACCGCUGCGCGCUGCCCGCGCACCUGAACCUCAGCGCGGCGUGGAGGAACAGCAGCAUCCCGCUGGAGGAGGAUGCGAACCGCGACGGCGCUUUGGUGCCCAGCAAGUGCUCCAGAUACAAAGUGGAGAAUUUAUUGAAUUACUCGGAGAGAGGCUUGCUGCCUGGAGCCGACGUUAAUCUGUCUAAUGUGCCGAAAGAAGGCUGUCUGGACGGAUGGGAGUUUGACCACAGCGUGUAUACUUCUACCAUCGUCUCUGAGUGGAACCUAGUGUGUGAUGAAAGCUGGAAGAGGCCAUUGACGUCUUCCAUCUUCUUCGGUGGUGUUUUCACUGGCUCAUUAAUUUCUGGACAACUCUCUGACAGGUUUGGGAGGAAGAUUGUGAUGUUUGCCACCAUCGCCCUGCAGGCGGUCUCCAAAUUCAUUCAAGUGUUCUCUCCAAGCUGGAUCGUUUUCUGUGCUUUGUAUUUCAUUGUGGGGAUGGGCCAAGUUUCAAAUUAUAUUGUUGCAUUUGUUUUAGGAAUGGAGGUUCUGGGCCCUCGUACCCGAACACUUUUCUCCACGGCUGCGGUCUCUCUGUUCUUUGGUGUGGGCUACAUGCUUCUGCCACUGAUUGCGUUCUUCAUCACCGACUGGAGGAUGCUGCUGCUGGCCCUGAUGCUGCCCAGCUGCCUGUGUAUGCCUCUCUGGUGGUUCAUUCCAGAGUCUCCUCGAUGGUUGCUCUCUCAGGGGAGAACAGAAGAAGCCGAGGCCAUACUCAGAAAUGCAGCUGAAAUGAACAACAUUGAGCCUCCAACAGUCAUCUUUAGCUCCUUACAGAACAGAGUGAAGGCCAAGAAGAGGAGGCCCUGCAACAUCUGUGACCUGCUCCGUUCCCCAAACAUCCGCUGGAUCUCGAUCACGCUGUGGGUGAUCUGGAACACCAUCACCAUCGCCUACUUUGCCCUUUCCCUGAACACGGCGAACCUCAACGGAAACCCCUACUUCAACUGCUUCCUGUCCGCCCUGAUGGAGAUGCCAGCCUACGUUCUGUCCUGGGUUAUGUUUCGCUGGUGUUCCAGACGACUGAGUGUUUUCUCAUCACUCUCCUCAGGAGGGUUGUUUCUACUCAUCAUACAUCUCGUACCAGCACACCUAGCUGCUCUGUCCAUAACGUUUGAGAUGUUGGGGAAGUUUGCGGUGUCCACUGCCUUUGCCGUUGCGUACGCCUACACUGCAGAGCUGUACCCCACUGUGCUGAGGAACACGGCUAUCGGCGCCUGCUCCACGGCCUCCAGAAUUGGCAGCAUUAUUGCUCCAUACUUCAUUUACUUACGAACCUAUUCGGUCUCCCUGCCUUACAUCCUAAUGGGAAGCCUGACCGCUGUGGCAGGGUUGCUGAGCCUCCUGCUGCCUGAGAGCUUUGGAAUGCCGCUGCCGGACACAAUCAGUCACAUGCAGCAGUUCCCUGGAUGUUGUCAGAAGACACCAAACUCUAAAUAUGAGGAAAAAGCUGGGGAACAAAGGUCUCAGGUCAAGAGGAGCCGCCCUCAAAUCAAUCAGCAGCUAUGAAGUGCAGAAAUGAGAAAAUCCAUCUGAUCAGGGAACCAAACAGAAAAAAACAUUUUGAAUGAUUUUUUGUCCAACAUUUCCUUGAAAAUCAUUAACAUACCUGUUCCGUUCUCUACUGUGCAUUAUUGUUAUCAUUUCUCUCCAUUAAUACAACUUCAGCCAUAGCUGAUAAACUGAAAAUGAUGUAGCAGAAUAAACAGUUUAGAAAGUAAAGUUACUCAAAUACAGGUUACAGGUUUUACCUUAAAUUUCGGUUUUACAUACAACACUGUGAAAUUGUCAGAUUGUCUAUAUAAUUUCUGAUUUGAUAAGAGUCACAUGAACCUGUCCUCCUUUUUAGCAGUUCUCUAAUAAAUCAUGCAUUUUUGAAACUGUGAUUCAAAAAUGUACAUUUGACUGA